This is a messenger RNA of Acanthoscelides obtectus, 1398 nucleotides long. NCBI's taxonomy places the organism in Eukaryota, Metazoa, Arthropoda, Insecta, Coleoptera, Chrysomelidae. The record is from the annotation of a GenBank genome assembly.
AUGAAAGCAACCAAAAAUUCCGAAGAAUACAGGAACAGGAAAAUACUAAAAGCAAAGCCUCCAAAAACCAUUACCAAAACUCACUAUCAGGCCCCUACUUCAUCCCAACGAUUUCCUGCAACGACUCGCUCGUUAAACCACAGGGCUCCAUCUCGUUACCAACAGGGAACGAACCGAGAGAGGAGCCGAUACUACAACAAAACAGCCGCACACAGGACUCCCCAUCCCCUCUGGAAGAGCAUUACCCUGGUAGCCGCAACUGUAUCACCAAAGCGUUGAAACUAGGCUGCGCUCCAGAGGAAUCAUUGAACAUAUGCCUAGCAUCAAUAACCGAAUCCACUAUCGCACAGUACAACGUUAGCUUGCGGCUAUGGUGGCAGUUUUGUAGGGACAAAAAUAUUAAUAUGUAUGCAGCGAAAAUACCUUCAGUACUGACUUUUCUUACAUUACAAUUUAAUCGGGGUUGCUCCUUCAGCUCUCUUAACUCAUACACUGCCGCAAUCUCUCAAAUCCUGGGGCCAAACCUAUCAGAUGAUUUCAGGAUUAAAAGAUUUUUCAAAGGCCUUAGCUCUUUAAGACCUCCCUUGUCUAAGUACAAUAAGACAUGGGCGCCAGCAAUCGUCCUCGAUUACAUCAAACGGUUGUCACAAAGUCCGCUUAACUUGGAAAACUUAACCUACAAAACUGCCAUAUUAAUAGCACUGGCCACAGGUCAACGAGUACAGACCUUGGCAAGUAUUAAUAUUAAUGACAUCCAUGUUUUUCCGGAUAAAUUGGAACUUGUAAUAAAAAAGAAACUCAAGACCUCAAAUGUUAACAGAACUCAACAUGUCUUAGUAUUGCCAUUUUACACCAGUGACAUUAAUAUUUGUCCAGCAAAAUCCUUGCUUUUAUACAUAGGAAAAACUAAAGAAAUUAGGAACAGCGCCCUAUUCUUAACCUUUAAAAAACCCCAUAGAGCCGCUACCACACAGUCUAUUAGCAGAUGGUUAAAAGGAGUCCUGAAAAGAAGCGGUGUAGAUACUGCUGUAUUUAGUGCUCAUAGCACCCGACACGCGUCUACGUCUGCUGCCGACCGGAAAGGAGUUAGCUGUGAUACGAUACGGACUGCAGCAGGCUGGACGGAGAAGUCAAAAACGUUUGCUGUUUUUUAUAAAAAGCCGUUAUUAUCCAAAGAACUGGACUUUGCUAAUGCGGUACUAGAUUCAUAAAAGUGGUAAUCAACCAUUCAUGUUAUUACUAUUCUCUAAUAAACGUAAGUUCCCCUAUACACUGCGUACUACCUUUCUUGUUGCAACUUGCUUUAAACAACUACAACUAGCUUAUUUACGAGGACGGGGCGAGAUAUAAUUAUAUGAUUAAACGAACUUGAUAGAGAUAUUUUGUUAGGUAAAUUGA